Messenger RNA from Pocillopora damicornis (cauliflower coral), 8069 nucleotides. RefSeq lists its product as uncharacterized. Gene Ontology annotation, molecular function: calcium ion binding. Lineage: Eukaryota; Metazoa; Cnidaria; Anthozoa; Scleractinia; Pocilloporidae. The record is from RefSeq and is a predicted model, not a curated record.
AUACAGCCUGUUAACUUGGAGAUGAUGAUCAAGGGCUCACUGCUUUUACGAAUCCUAUUUUUGGUAGUAUUUGCCGGAUAUGCCACAAGUUUAAGGGCUGGAGGUCGUAACGUGCUGACCAGAUGGGUAACGACCUACGUAAGUGUUGGAUAUUCUAGAGCUGUCAGAACAACAAAUGGCCGAACGUGUACAAAGGAGUACUCCUGGGGCUGCUGGAACUGCAGGAGAUGUCGAACCCUAUACAAAACUGUCAUUCGAAGUUUUACAAGGAGCGAGGCAAGACAAAAACCAAUCUACUACUGUGCGGUAGGAUGGAAAGCAAACGGCGACGAAUGCACCAUACCAAUUUGCACUGGUGGAUGUCAGAACGGAGGAAGAUGCAUCAGUCCAGAACUAUGUCAGUGCACCUCUGGAUGGCAGGGGCCUAAAUGUAGAUCUGAUGUAAACGAGUGCGUUACGAACAACGGCGGCUGUCAGCAUCACUGUGACAAUACUGCAGGAAGCUAUAGCUGUUUUUGUGAUCCGGGAUACAAUACUUCUGGACGUCAAUGUCCUGACAUUGAUGAAUGCAGUGGACCAAACAAAUGUCAGCAAAAGUGUGUCAAUAAGCCUGGGAACUACUCGUGUGACUGUCACGUGGGAUAUCGACUUAACAAUAACUCAAUAACUUGCUCAGACAUAGAUGAAUGUCCACAGUCUUUAUGCCAGUACAAAUGUAAUAACACUGAAGGGAGUUUCGUAUGCACCUGCCCUAGAGGAUAUCUGCUGACCACUAAUAAGAGGGACUGUGCAGAUCAUGAUGAAUGCAUUACUGGACAUCACACCUGUCAUCAGCGUUGUGUCAAUCAUCCUGGAGGUUACAGCUGCGCAUGCAAAAUGGGCUUUACUCUCAGUAAAGAUAACCACUCAUGUUCAGAUGUCGACGAAUGCAAGUUAAGGUUUGCUGGUUGUGCAUACCAGUGUAACAACACCAUAGGCAGCUUCCAGUGUAUUUGUCCAAGUGGAUAUGUUUUGAACGCUGAUAACCGAAGUUGUUCAGAUCGCAAUGAGUGCGAAGGUCAGCACAAUUGCGGUCAGAUUUGUGGGAACACGCCAGGAAGCUAUUACUGUACCUGCAGACCAGGGUAUUAUCUAAGUAGCGAUUUACGGACAUGCAAAGGGUACCCAUGUGCAUCAAUAUCAAGGCCAGCCAAAGGAUACAUGAAUUGCUCUGGGAAAACUGUGGAUAGCAUUUGUCAGUUUACAUGUCAGCCUGGGUACGAACUUACAGGAUCUCCAGUGCGCAUGUGCUUGGCCAAUGGCAAAUGGAGUGGUACUCGCGCUGCUUGUAAAGUUAAAAUGUGCGAUAAACCAGCUCCACCAGCCAAUGGCUUUGUUCAAAUUCCUUGUUCAACCACUUACAAGGGAAAAUGUUCUUUUGGGUGCCGUUCCGGAUUUUUCCUGUAUGGAAGUAAAACAGUCUCUUGCACUGAGGAUUCCACAUGGUUUCCGAUCCCUGGGAAAUGUGAAGCAAUAACUGUCUGUCAUCCCAAUCCUUGUUUUCAUGGAGGGAAAUGCAAUCCCAUUAACCGUACACAUUUUUGGUGUAACUGCACGAACACAGCAUACACAGGUGACAGGUGCCAUGAAGGUAUUUUCCACCAACCGACAUAUCCUCGGCUUCAACGGGGAAGCAGUGUAAACAUCACUUUUAAACUUUCUCCGCCGGAUAAACAGCUUACCGUUACACCGAGUACAUCGGGAUUAGAAUUCGUACCUCGUAGUUUGGUGAUCCACCCAGAGCAGUUGGCGGAAGGAAAAUUGUAUCACGCAAACAUGGCUAUAAAAGCUCUUCUGCCAGGCAUGCAUCUUACCACGUACACUUUGUCUGGUGUUGGAGCCCUUUCAUACCAGGCGUUGCCACCUGAUAUUGUAGUUGUCGUUGAGAAUGAAACAUCUUGUAAUGAUGGUUUACUGAGCACCCUUCCUUUGGGAUGCUAUAAGACCAGACUUCUCCGAUGUCCAGAUAGUGACAAUUUUCUAUACGCUAGAUCAACCGAUCCAUGGAAACAAGCCCAAGGAACAGUUAGUACUGAAGGAGUUGCUACUCUCAUUUCCGUCAAUAAUCUCACUUUACCGUUGGGGAUUAGAGGAACAGCGCUUGAGAAAUUAAAUCUCUCACAUUACUCAGUCUCAUCAGACAACAUGUUAUGCAAAGCUCAACCACCAAUGGACGUGCAGUGCCUCCCUUCAGAAAUCGUAGCAUCUGUAUUCCUGCAAUCCUUAACAACCAGCUUUCCUCGCUGGUUACGCUUGAUUCCUACAAAAACACUAUCGAGCCUUGAGCCAAACGAAGCAAUCACUUACUUAUGGAGCGGACUUCAACUUAAGGGGAUAUUGAAAGGACUGGGACUUUUCGUGAACGAUCGCUCCUUUUACUCAGCCCUUUUGUAUUCAGGGUCCUUAUCAGUUGAGGUAAACAAUAUGAGUGUGGUACUUCCAAAGUACGAUGGUAAAAACAAACACAUGGUUGUUACAGAUAUUUGUUCAAAUUCAUGGCCUGCUGAUGCACUCGUUAUCUUCAACCCAUUGUCUUAUAAAGCUUUACAAGCCAUGCCAGUUUAUAAGCAACUUGAAUCACGGGGCUGGCAAGUAACCGUGAUGGCUUUACAGUUUUCAAAAGUUGGUGCCCUCAACUAUUCUGUAUUUACGAGAAAACGAGGAAACAAGCUUAUCCCAGGAAGUCUGGGAUUCUAUGGAAGAGUUGCAAAGACCAUAAAUGGAUCUCAUCCGGUUGGUUCCUUGGGUGUGCGUUUGGUGGGAAAUGCAAUCUUUGGAAUAUCGAAUAUCGAUGAGGUAUGGAAAGACAAUCUAUUCUCUUGGAGGGCUGGGAUUAACGGAGAAGUGACGGCAGAAAUGAUUCUAUUCUUACUGGAGCAAAAGGUGUCAGUGGAUCUGCGGCUACAGCAAAGUUCUGGAAUUGUGGAGUUUAAAGAAUCUCCAAGCAACAAAUCUUGCAAGGCUACAGACACAUAUGAAUUGUCCCUGAAUGGAUUUUUGGAAAAAGAUCCUUUCGAGUCUACCCUUCUUGGCGCCUUCAUUGAAAGCAAAAACAGCAAAGUGUCAUUGUACGCGAAUUCUCAGCGUCUUAUCAACUCCUCUACAAAAGAGCCCAGUGAAUCCUCUGCCAUCCAGUUGGAAUUUUCACUAACUGGCAUUGUAAAAUUUGGACCUUUGAGAUUUCCUAACAUGUCUUUGAGUAUUGAGACUUCCUCAGAAGAAUUGAAAAAGUGUCAUGAUCCAGGCAAUAUUACGGAUUCUGGGUUAAUCAUUUCCGCUUCUUUUAACCAAGGGGCGGUUCUGGGGAGGUUCUUUUCUUCUCUUGAUUCGGAUUCUCUGCACAUUUUCCUACCAUCAAAUAGCCAGAACAGUUCUGAAAGUGUCCUUGAGACCAGCUUGGCUUUCCUGGGUGAUUCGUUUAAGACUCGGGUAAAGAUAUCAAAGCAAUCCUUAAAUUUCGAGAAGGAGAUCAGUUUGUUCGACAAUUAUCGACUGUCCAUCAAUGGCUCGAGUCAAUUGCAGUCAUGGGAUUUCCUGAGUUUGAGGGUCAGCGGAACUUUCGGUAAACCUGACGUUAACAGUGAUCAAAAAGCACUCGAGGAUGCAAUCAAAGAAAUGAUAAGUGAUUACAUUAAGAUUAUUGCUGAAACUACCAUCAAACGGCUAAAAGUUUUGCAAGGUAUGAGGGACAAAAUGAAUACAAGGGUAAGCAGAAGCUCAUUAAGACUUGCCCAGGCUGAGAAUAAUACUCAUUCAGCCGUUGAGCAAUAUCUAAUAGCCUUGAAAGCCAAAAAUGCCGCCAUGAAGGAGGUACGAAGGGCAGAAAAGGUUCUGACCAACAGCACUGAUGAACUUAACGAACUCAAAGAAUCUCUUGAGCGUUUGUGUACAAUUAUAGAAUGUCCCUAUAGUUGUGUUAACGGUACAGCUUGUAGUACCUGUUAUGAAGAUCUUAUCAGCAGGGAGCAAGGAGUCUGUCCCGCAAUUUGUCACAAACUCCGGCAGGACCGACUUACUCCAUUUUGGAAGACAUCAACCUGUGUAAAAGAGGAUUGUGACUUUUCCGGUGGUGACCUUUUGUCUCCUAUAGCUUGUAGCUUUGAAAAAAUUGGAAAACGAGUCCUUAAACCAGCGAUAACAAUGGGAGGUACAGCUCUUUUAACAUCCAUGGGUGUCCCACCAGUAGCUGCAUAUGCUAUUUCAAGUGGUGUAACAAAUGCUGCAUUUGAAUACGAAGAAUCGAAAGAUCCAGAGAAAGCGGCAGAAACUGGUGUCAAAUCAGGAGUAGAAGGAGCGGUGGGGUCGGAAGUAGGUAAUACCUUAGGCCUGACCAACUCGGACCCAGAUGGAAGUAGUGCCUUGUGGAUAGGUUUAGCAACCGGGAUACAUGAGGCUUCGCAACAAUGCAAUAGUGGGGGUUCGUGGGACUGCGAAUUGGAACCUUAUUCCUGUCCCGAGGAAUUAUUUAAUUAUAGGUACAUCAACAUACCGUUCCAAUGCGAGACUUCGUGUGAGGUGAACGUCGUAAGAGAAACGAUCGCCACUCCGUGCUGCCGAGAGGUGAACUGUGCAUCACGAAUAAAAGAUUUAGAAUGCCAGAAAAGGAAUGCGUUUUGUCGUAUGACAAGGCAAAAGGCCAUGUUGAAGUUGAAUUCCGCAAAAAAGAAUAUUUUGAAACCUCUUAUGGAGUUACAGCAAGCAAAGGAAGUAUUCAACAUUGCUCAUAUUGAGCUUGUAAAACGUAAACUUGAGUUGGAAGCUGCAUCUGGUGAGCGUGACACUCUUCGAAGAGCACACAGUGCUAUUUUAAAAGGGGCUGACAUUUUGUUCUUAUCGAAUGAAAAGAGUCGUGCUUUCAUUCAAGACGCAAUUGCGUUAACUCAGCUCUGGAACAGCACUAAUGAAACUUGCCCUUUAGACAUAAACGAAAUUUCGUUCGAUGUGACCUUGUCGUCUCCCUCUGAAACUGUAAUACCAGUGCUGUUCAAAAUAGCCUCCGCGAGCAAAGAGAAAAACAUCUAUUCCAUGAUUGACUUUGUAGCCCUGAAUGAUUCUCUCCAGCGAACGGCUAAGCAAAUCGUGAAUGAACUUUUUGGCAAUGUGAAUGUCAUUCUGCGGUCUGGACAUCCAUUAAAUCAGCUAAAAAAUCCGAAGGGCAAUGGAAGAAGAAGGCGCGCCAUUGACGAACCGGGCUCUGACGUGACGAAAUUAGUGGAAUACAAGAGAAAAUGUGCUUUGGUAACCAAUUACAACCGUGCCCUGAGUGACAUCAUAGGAACUCUAUAUAAUAUUUCCAGAAAAUCUUUACGUUCCCUUAAUAAUGUAAAAAACCUCAAUUCGGAAAAAUAUGCAGAAUUCCGAAAUCCUUCCCUGAAUUUGACUCAAGCUGCUGAGUUCGGGCUCUCUGAAAAGGAUAUUGAUGACUCCAUUAAUGCGGUGGAAUCUGACAAAGAGGUGAAGAACGCAGCAAGUUUAAUAAAGAUUAGAAAUGCGACUAACCACAGGAAAGUGCAAACAGCAGUAGAUAUGGUGUUUAGAGACUGGGAAGCAAGUAUGGAGACUGUGUUCAACCGCACAUCACUAGAAUGUAGCGGUUUCAUAGACUGUAUGGAGGACUUUGUUGAAAACUUUCUCUUCCUCUACCAAGGGAUCGAUCUUCCUGAAGCAAUUCUUCUGCGGCAACAAAUUGCAAUCCUCGGCCAAGAAGUUAAAAGUCUUCUUUCUUACGAAGAUCUGUCAGUGUCUGAAGCGGCGAAUAAAGCCUCAAAUAUUCUGAAAAGGCUGAAAGAUACUCGAGAUGCGAACGUCUUCUGUGCUGUCGCUCCUAAUAUAACUCAACAUCCAGUGCCAAUAAAGAAUUUAAAGAUAGGGCAAGCGCUCGAGCUGUCUUGCAAAGCGACUGGAGACCCUGCGCCAACUUAUCGCUGGAGAAAAAAUGGCGAGAUCAUUCCAGGAAGAAAAACAAAUACGUUUCGCAUCGAGAAAGUGGCAAAAGCCGACGAUGGUAACUACACUUGUGAGGCUUAUAAUCACUUAAGUGUGGAACCAUCAACUCCCUCUCACAUAGUUAUCCACCCACCUCCUGCUCUGGUGUACCAGCCUCCUAGGAACAAGAACGUACCACUGAACACUGGCUUCUUUAUGAAGUGUACAGCAACUAGCGUGUCAAAGCCUCUUCGUUAUCAAUGGAUUUACAAGCCUUUUGGUGGAGAAAAUUAUACUUUGGUUCCCAAUGCCACUUUCUCUGUAUUGAACUUUCGCUCCGUGGAGAAAAACAAAGAAGGCUUUUACAAGUGUAACGCGUCCAAUCCAUUUGAUUACACGAUAUCUCACAAUAUCCGACUUCGAAUUCUCGGCUUUUCUUUGGUUGUGCCUUCGCUUGGAUUGUCUCUCCAGAUUUCCGGUGAGAAAAAACACCUUGAAGAGGCCUAUAAUGAAAGUAUCAGCGUAAUCGGUGAUAACAUCAAAUUUCGACAGGAUGUGGAAUCGGGCUUUCAUCAAAUCGUAAGCAACCUGGUUGACCUUCCUUCUGAUGCAGUUCAGGAUCUUUCAGUAGAAGACUGCCAAAUGAUCUCGCAAAGAAGCGGCAAUAUCUCCUGUAAGGUUGCCUUUAGAUUGCGUAGCUUCAACAUGACGGAACCCAAGACCAUGAACAAAACCGCGUCAGAAAACGCCGUUAGUGUUAUGGAUUCCGCGCAGCAGUUAGAAAGAGCUUUGGCCAAGCUGGUGAACGAGUCUGUUAUAAGUGGAAUUACUUCAGACGCCAACAGUGUUAGGUUAAAGCUAGACCCGACUUCAUGGAGUGUUGGAAAAUACAUCUCUCUCUGCCCUAUUGGUACAGUACUCUAUGGAAACAAUUUCAUUUGCGUCAACUGUCCACCUGGAGCAUAUGGGGACAUAAACGGGACGUUACCCGCUUGUUUCCCGUGUCCCGUGGGAACAUAUCAGCCCGAUGAAGGACAAACGUCAUGCGUGCCUUGUCCCCCUGGUUUUACUUCCGGUAGUAUAGGAUUGGAGGAUAUUUCUUCGUGCCAAGAUCUGACACUAGACACAACCACACCAGGAGCUAGGACAUCCCAGUUGUCAAAUGUCUCCACAACUUUAUCAAGACCAUCUCCCACUGCCUCUUUGACGACCCAUGAAGAUGAAAUUAGUAGUGAGGAGCCCAAGACACUGAAUGUUAGGAGUUACCACGAUGUUUCCUUCAAAUGGAAAAUAGCCUUUGGAGUUUGUUUGGCUGUAACCAUCAUAUUACUGGCAGGAAUGCUGCUCUAUGGCGUGAACUACCGCGUCAAGAAAAUCAGAAGAUUCGGAUUAUCAAACAAUGAUUCCACUAAGAAAUCAAAGAGUGGACACACAUUUCAGAAUCCCGUCUACGACGAUACUGAAGUACAUGGACAAGCAUACACCCAGAGUAACGUCACUUACGAGCUGACUGAGCCUCCGGCUAAGAAGAAAAUGGUAGCAAUAGCUGAAAAUGACAAGCAUACGCCCCAGAAUCCUUUGUGCAGUGUACCAGAAGCUGAUAAUCAAGAUCCACUGGAAUGUGGCCAUGUCAACCCAGCCUACCAGAUGACCGGCGAUACCGACAGGGAAAUGGAAACUUGCAAGAACUCACUUGAAAUAUUACAAUGACUGCUACUGCCAGAUAUUAAGAUAACCUUUGUUACUUUUAUCCCGGUUUUUUUUCUUUAAAAGGACUAUUAAAUAUCAAGUAUCAAUUAAGUCUGUAAUAUAGCUGUUAACAUUUUUCGAUUAUUUUAACUUUUAAAAUACAUUAAUAAGGAGCAAAUCUAAGAAAAAAAAUAACUUUCAAUUGACAGAGAUCAAUUCAAACGAAGCCGAGCUGUCUAUGAGAGGUCUUCGAAAGAACGUUAUACCCAUAGAGAAUGUGAUUUGCAUUAGCCUCUUCGCCUCGGAACUUUGCAAAGAUGUCGUUUUUCCUUGUCUGCGAAGAGAUAAUUCUUUUUAUGUAUUUCUGGCAAACGAUGAUAAAUUUAAGGUGAUAAAUACGUUUUAUACUUUGUUAA